UAUGCAGUGGCUCAUUACACCAAUUUCAAAAUAUCGGCCUGUAUUUUAAGGCCAACGCAACCUUAGCUAAACUCAACUUUGGUAAUUUCUAUUUUUCAGUAGUGCCUGGGGUGCCUCGUCCAGUUGACCUGUGUUUUCUUCUCACAGGGUGGACGGCAUUGUACCUCGGAUUCCUGUAGUCGCCCUUCUCCCCUCGCGCCCUCAGGGUCGUAGCCUGACGCACUCCGGGAGGACCGGCCUGCUUCACCACUGACACUUUCAGCCAGAGAGAGAAAGACAACUUUACAUUUCCAGAGACUGCGGUGCUCCCGGGGGUUCACUUUGAUAGUCGUCUCAUCCACUGUAUUUGCUUAUUUAGAUAUUCAGCACCGGUUGUCAACGGAGAUCAAGCCGUUUGGAAAUCAAGUAGGACUAGAGGGAGGAUAUCAUGUUUAAAGCUGUAGAUGCGGGAUAAAGUUGUCAGUAAGGGCGGAAAAGGAAUAGGCUACAGUAUCGACUGGAUAGCUUUGGUUAAAGGUUUGUAAAGUCCCCUUGGCGUCGGGAUGAACAUGGGUACCUUGCGCGACCUCCAAUACGCGCUGCAGGAGAAGAUUGAGGAGCUGCGGCAACGGGACGCGCUCAUUGACGAGCUAGAACUGGAGCUUGACCAGAAAGACGAGCUAAUACAAAAACUACAGAACGAGCUGGAUAAAUACCGGUCCGUUAUCAAACCGGCCACCCAACAGGUCGUCAAACAAACUGAGCUGCACGAGCACCAGCGGACUAAGAGACAGGCGAUUUCUGCGGAACCCACCGCCAUCAACAUCCAGGAUCUUAGCCAUGUCAGGCUGCCUUUCUACCCCAAAAGUCCACAGUCCAAAGACCUGAUCAAGGAUUCCAUCUUGGACAAUGACUUCAUGAAGAACCUGGAGCUGUCUCAGAUCCAGGAGAUCGUGGACUGCAUGUACCCUGUGGAGUAUGGCAAAGACAGCUGUAUCAUCAAGGAGGGCGAUGUGGGCUCACUGGUCUACGUCAUGGAAGAUGGUAGGGUGGAGGUGACAAAGGACAGUGUGAAGCUGUGCACAAUGGGACCCGGGAAGGUGUUUGGAGAGCUGGCCAUCCUCUACAACUGUACCAGGACAGCAACCAUCAAGACUCUCACCAAUGUGAAGUUAUGGGCCAUCGACCGACAAUGCUUUCAGACUAUUAUGAUGAGGACGGGCCUAAUCAAGCACACUGAAUACAUGGAGUUUUUAAAAAGCGUUCCAACGUUUCAUGAACUUCCGGAGGAGAUUCUAAGCAAGCUAGCUGAUGUCCUUGAAGAGACACACUAUGAGGAUGGAGAGUACAUCAUCAGACAGGGAGCCACAGGAGACACCUUCUUUAUCAUCAGUAAGGGAAUGGUGAAUGUGACCAGGGAAGACAAGUCCAACGGGGAUCCUGUCUACCUCCGCAGCAUGGGGAAAGGAGACUGGUUUGGAGAGAAGGCCCUGCAGGGGGAGGACAUCAGGACAGCAAACGUCAUCGCUGCAGAGACCGUUACAUGUCUGGUCAUUGACAGAGACUCGUUCAAGCACCUGAUUGGAGGGUUGGAGGAGGUGUCCAGUAAAGGCUGUGAGGAUGCUGAGGUCAAGGCUAGAAUAAUUCCAUCCCAGGUUGUGCAGUUGGACUCAAGGUACGAAGCAGAGAAUUCUUUCUUCUCCAACAUCAGCCUGGUUGACUUCAACAUCAUCGACACACUGGGGGUUGGUGGCUUUGGCCGUGUAGAGCUGGUUCAGCUGAAAAGUGAUGAGGUGAAGACGUUUGCCAUGAAGAUCCUGAAGAAGCGUCACAUUGUGGACACGCGACAGCAAGAGCAUAUUCGCUCUGAGAAACUCAUCAUGCAGGAGGCCCACUCUGACUUCAUUGUCAGACUGUACAGGACGUUUAAGGACAGUAAGUACCUCUACAUGCUGAUGGAGGCUUGUCUGGGAGGAGAGCUGUGGACCAUUCUUAGAGACCGGGGUUCGUUUGAGGAUUCAACCACCAGGUUCUACACAGCGUGUGUUGUGGAAGCAUUCGCUUACCUGCAUUCCAAAGGCAUCAUCUACAGAGACCUUAAACCAGAGAACCUUAUACUGGACCACAGGGGCUAUGCCAAGCUAGUGGACUUUGGCUUUGCCAAGAAGAUCGGGUUUGGGAAGAAAACGUGGACGUUCUGUGGAACACCAGAAUACGUGGCACCGGAGAUCAUUCUGAACAAAGGCCACGACAUCUCAGCUGACUACUGGUCUCUAGGAAUCCUCAUGUUUGAGCUCCUCACCGGCAGCCCUCCCUUCUCUGGCCCUGAUCCAAUGAAGACAUAUAACAUCAUCCUGAGGGGCAUUGACAUGAUCGAAUUUCCAAAGAAGAUCACCAAAAACGCUGCCAACUUAAUAAAAAAACUAUGCAGGGACAAUCCUUCGGAAAGACUAGGCAACUUGAAAAACGGUGUCAAAGACAUCCAAAAGCACAAAUGGUUUGAGGGCUUUAACUGGGAAGGUCUAAGGAAAGGAACGCUGACACCCCCCAUCAUCCCUAAUGUGAUAUCACCAAUGGACACGAGUAACUUUGACAACUUCCCAGAGGACAAGGAAGACCCGCCCCCAGAUGACAAUUCUGGCUGGGACAACAAUUUUUAAAAUGUCACCCCCACCCCCAAAACUGAAUUAGCUUAUGUCAUUGGCCUGGGGGCCUACUUCAGGAUAUAGCUGAAUUCUAAAGACUGCGAUACAGAGGAAGUGGAGGGGAGGAGAGGAAGAGGACAAGAAAACACUCUGGGUCAGCAAUAUGUCUUCGCUACAUGUGGCUCUGGGACUAGCAUGUAAUGACCGUAGUACUUCCUCAGGGUUCUCACACAUAUGCACAUGCAAGCAAAUACACAAGCACGCACGCACGCACGCACGCACACACACCACACCCACACACAAACACACGAGGCAAGUCCUGGAGCUAAAACAAUGCCUAUUUAUUUAGCAGAGAGAGUGUGUGAGAAUGAGAGUAUGUACAAUAUACAGCCCAAAAUAAAAGGAAACACCAACAUAAAGUGUCUUAAUAGGGUGUUGGUCCACAACAAGUCAGAACAGCUUCAAUGCACCUUGGCAUUGAUUCCACAAGUGUCUGUUGGAGGAAUGUGACAUCAUUCUUCUACGAAAAAUUCCAUAAUAAGAGGUUUUGUUGAUGAUGGUGGGAAAUGCUCCAGAAUCUCACAUAAGUGUUCAAUUGGGUUGAGAUCUGGUGACUGAGACAACCAUGUCCCGAGUGGCACAGCGGUCUAAGGCACUGCAUCUCAGGGCUAGAGGUGUCACUACAGACACCCUGGUUAGAAUCCAGGCUGUAUCACAACCGGCCGUGAUUGGGAGUCUCAUAGGGUGGUGCACAAUUGGCCGAGUGUCGUCAAUGUUUGGCCGGUGUAGGCCGUCAUUGUAAAUAAGAAUUUGUUCUUAGCUGUCUUGACUAGCUAAAUAAAAAUAAAUAAAUAUGGUUUACAUCAUUUUCAUGCUUAUCAAACCAGUCAAGAACCACUCAUGCCCUGUGGAUGGGGGCAUUGUCAUCCUAUGGGGGCAUAGCCAUGGUCUGCAAAAUAAUGGCCUCCCCAGCAUUUUUAUACAUGACCCUAAGAAUGAUGGGAUGUUAAUUGCUUAAUUAUAUCAGGGACCACACCUGUGUGGAAGCACCUGGUUUCAAUAUACUUUGCAUCCUUCAUUUACUCAAGUGUUUCCAUUAUUUUGGCAGUAACUUGUAUAUGAGAGUAUGUGAGUGUAAGAACACUACAAGGACCAAUAAAACAAGUCAAAUUUA
Molecule: messenger RNA, 3798 nt
Organism: Salmo salar (Atlantic salmon)
Lineage: Eukaryota; Metazoa; Chordata; Actinopteri; Salmoniformes; Salmonidae
Product: cGMP-dependent protein kinase 1
Biological process (GO): protein phosphorylation
Molecular function (GO): ATP binding; cGMP-dependent protein kinase activity
Source: RefSeq, a predicted model, not a curated record